CACCCACCUUUAAACAAUUAAAUUAAACCCUCACAUUUUAUUUUUCUCUCUCUCUAUACUACACUGCCGGAGAUAUCUCAAAACAUGAUUUCAACCGGAAAAAACUAUAAACCAGUUUUGUUUUUCAUAUUAUUGCUUUCACUCUACUAUGUGGACGCUCAACCCGCAUCACCGCCGUCGGAUUAUCCAUACGCUAAAUUCAGCCCUUCAAUGGCGAUUAUAAUCGUUGUUCUUGUUGCUGCUUUGUUCUUCAUGGGGUUUUUCUCGAUCUACAUCCGUAGGUGUUCGAGCGAUGGAGGAGCAAGCGUCCGUGCUGCUCUUUCGAUGCGCCGCGGGAGGCUAGCUGCAGCCUCCCGGGGUCUGGACGCGGAGGUCCUUGAGACCUUCCCGACAUUCGCCUACUCAACCGUGAAAGGAUUGAAGAUCGGCAAAGGCGCACUAGAGUGCGCCGUCUGCCUUAACGAAUUUGAGGACGAAGAAACAAUCCGGUUGAUUCCGAAAUGCGAUCACGUUUUCCACGCGGAGUGUAUCGACGCGUGGCUCGAGCACCACGUUACCUGCCCAGUGUGCCGGUGCGAUCUAGUUCCAAAACCUGGCGAGACAGCACAGCUCGCCAGUGAUUUGGAACUAGCGGCCGGUGGGAAUAAUUCGUCUGCCGCGGAGGAAAUAACCACCGACGUCUCUAUUCGGAUCAGCAACGAAACUGCUGAUCCGACUACUUUGGCUCCGGUUCUUGACCGGAACCAGAGUACUAAACAGAGCCUGCCGCCACGGUCAAAAUCUGUUCGUGGGCCGGCUCUGUUUGAAAAGUUUAGAUCGCACUCCACCGGCCACUCACUCGUGCAGCCGGGUGAGAACAUAGACCGGUUCACGUUAAGGCUACCGGAGGAGGUGCGGAAGCAGGUGAUAACUACGGCCUUAAUGAACCGGUCUGGAAGCACGGUGAGAAUGGCCGGGGAAGGAAGUUCGAGAAAAGGGUACCGAACCGGAGAAGGUAGCAGCCGGGGAAGAUCUUACCGGCGAAUGGGGAGUUUGGACCGGGUAGCCGUGCGGUCGGACCGGUGGGUAUUUGCACGGGCGCCGUCGUUCUUGUCACGAGCGUUUUCCGUCAGGCGUCAAAAGGUUGUGUCGGAUGACGGUGGCGCGUCGACGUCGUCAGCGACUGGCGACAAGGCGGCUCUGAAUAACGUUGGUCCGAAAAGUGACGUGUCCGGUACGAAAGGCGGUGAUGUCGGUCGGCCGCCGGUUUAAGAAUCAUGUUUGCCGGUUAAUGAUUGGUCUGGAUUCCAAUUUGCAGGUGGCCCCGCACACGAGUUAAAAGUAGGUCGAAGUUGCCAACGUUGACCAAGCGCGUAGUGGUUAUGAAUUUUUAAUUGGGGUAUUGAUUGUUUAAUAUAUUUGUAAAUUUUGAAUGUUUAUUAGAUUUAAAGUUGUGGAUAUUUGUUUGCAUAAAGUUAUGUGGCAAAUUAAAUGGAAGUGCCUUCUUACGAAGAUAUUUGUUUCCAUAAA
Messenger RNA from Helianthus annuus (common sunflower), 1509 nucleotides. Its product is annotated as E3 ubiquitin-protein ligase ATL6. The transcript has a single exon. Lineage: Eukaryota; Viridiplantae; Streptophyta; Magnoliopsida; Asterales; Asteraceae. The record is from RefSeq and is a predicted model, not a curated record. Bases 85 to 1251 code for a protein of 388 amino acids.